Messenger RNA from Aspergillus welwitschiae, 1802 nucleotides. RefSeq names its product fungal specific transcription factor domain-containing protein. NCBI's taxonomy places the organism in Eukaryota, Fungi, Ascomycota, Eurotiomycetes, Eurotiales, Aspergillaceae. The record is from RefSeq and is a predicted model, not a curated record. Gene Ontology annotation, cellular component: nucleus. Gene Ontology annotation, molecular function: DNA-binding transcription factor activity, RNA polymerase II-specific; RNA polymerase II cis-regulatory region sequence-specific DNA binding; zinc ion binding. Bases 1 to 1800 code for a protein of 599 amino acids. The transcript is spliced from 2 exons. Gene Ontology annotation, biological process: positive regulation of transcription from RNA polymerase II promoter by galactose; DNA-templated transcription.
AUGGGUCAACCUUGGGAUGCACAAUUUGACCGAGUAGCGAGCUCAAGGGCCGCUAGACCAGGGCUUCAGACAGCAAAUCUCGAUAUCACAGGCAUCUUCGUCGUCAACAAUCAACAGGGCCUUCCAAUUGAACUGUCGAGGACUGAUGAGAGCCAUCUACUUAACACGGGCUGGCCCCAUGUCCAGUCGCUCUGGCCCAUCCUUGGGGUGGGAGAAUUCCAGGCAUAUUACGAUGCCUUGUGGACGCCGGGACGCAAAACCCGUCAGCCAUCAGCUCUUGUUGACAGUUUACUUGCCAUCUGCAUGCAGGUCACCAGUACUGCUGUAUCCAAUGAAGCAUCUGGUGGCAGCGAUGUCCGGAUAGCCGGGCAACAGCUGUAUAAUCGCACCCGGCAACUGCUUCUACAAGAGGAACAGGCUGCCCCAACGCUAGCCACGGUGCAAACCUUCAUCUUCUCGAGCAUUUAUCUGCUGUACACAGACUGCAUUGAGCCCGCAUACACCACGAUUGACGGCGCAGUGCGCUUGGCAUAUGGACUAGACCUCCAUCACGAUCCCCCAGAAGGAAUGGAUGCGAGACAGCGUGAGGUCCGGCGCCGGGUAUGGUGGGCUUUGUAUACACUGGAGAGCUGUCUCACCACGAGUUUGGGGCUUCCAUCCCUUAUUGUCCAGGGCGAGGUAUCCUGCGGCUGGCCGACGAUCUCCCCGAUGGGUAGCUCCAAUUCGAAUCACUUCCAGGUGCACUGGGCCAAGCUGCUCAUGUCAUUCCAGAUUGUACGCACAGUCUUCGACCACCAACAGACAGAGCUUCUCCAGGAAACCCACGAGACCGACAUUCGCAAUCUACCAGGCCUCUUGGAGUCUCUCGCAGUGUUUAUGAUGCGACCUCUUAAGGCUAUCCGGGAAGGCCUUAAUGCAGUUCCUUCUCCGUUACGGAUCCCUCGAAAGGACGGUACUCGGGGGUUUUCAUUUCUCUUGAAAGGAGCCACUAUCAGCCUAGACGGUACAGCCCCCUUGUGGCUUCAGCGGCAGCAGUUCACCCUAGAAAUCAGCUACCACAGUCUGAGUCUGGCGGCCCUGCGGCCUUUUCUCUACCUGCAGGGCGGCGAUUCGGCCUCUAUUCCGCGAGCACAUGCGCACGCUGUCACCGGUCUGAAGCACGCCGUCACCUUAACGGUGAUCUGCCACCAGAGUCUGACCGAAAGUGAAAGUCUUGCGAGGUGUCUCCCGAUCUUCCGCUGCCAAUGGGACAGCUGCCUAUAUCUCCUAGCCUUCACUUUGGCCAACCCAAAGUGCAGUUUUGCUGCAGAAGCGCAAAAGGCAGUGGAUACUGCCUUGGACACAUUUACUAUUCUCGUAAAUGUUCUAGGGUUGCCGCGCCGAGCCUCAGAGAUCAUGAAUGAUCUCCGCAGGCGCGCAGAAGAAUUGGUCCAUGUGCCUGCAUACAUAGUUCCUCCCUCGAGCCAGCCAGCCUCGUGUAUUGACUCCGCAGCCGCGUCAUCUCCAGGAUAUGUUGUAUCUAGCGGUGUCAUAUCCAAUCACGACCAUCUAGGCGCGUUUGAUAGGGCCCAAAUGCCACCUACGGCUGACCCAUCAAUUGGCUCUGAUAUGGGCAGUUUUGAAAUUUUUACAGCAGCGGAGUCCGAGCUAUCGAUGGAAUCGGCGCUUGACGUGUCUAGCCUGGAACUGGAAGCACCGAGUUGGACCGACAACAGCAUAUUGGAUAUUGACAUGAGUUGGGUGGCGGACACUGUACUGGUUGAACCGUGGCAAAAUAGUAUGGAUCAUAUAUUCAGAUAGAG